CUGCGGUGAGACGCACCACAGGGACUGUCAACACCAUGGCUGCUAAGGUCGCCUUCUGGCUGGCCUUAAUAAGCCUCCUAAAUUUAGGUAAAGGCUUAUCCACGAGUCGUAAGAGGCCUUUGGUUGGUGCUGUGGACCUAAGUAAAGUAGACCUAAGUCACCACUACCACUACGAGGAGGUGGAGGCGCUGAGCAAGGCCCUGGCCAGCCAGCACCCCGAGCUGGUGCAGCACUACAGUGUGGGCAAGUCUGUGCAGGGACGAGACCUGCUGGUGAUUAAGAUCAGCGAGAAUGUAGCUCAGCGUGGCGAGUGUGAGCCCAUGGUGAAGUAUGUGGCCAACAUGCACGGUGACGAGACCGUGGGGCGCGCCUUGGUGGUGGCCUUGGCCCAGUACCUGGUGCUGGCCUACCAGCGGGGCGACCCCAGGGUGGUGAAGCUACUCAACACCACCGAGGUGCAUCUCAUGCCCUCCAUGAACCCAGAUGGCUUCGAGAAGGCGCUGGAAGGAGUCUGUGAUCCAUACGGGCGCUCCGGCAGAGAAAAUGCCCACAAUGUUGACCUCAACAGAAACUUUCCAUCACAGUGGAAAAAAUUGACAGAAGAGUAUUUGUAUUCCAACCGUGAACCGGAGACACUGGCAGUCAUGGGCUGGAUCCUCCACAACCCCUUUGUUCUUUCUGGGAACCUGCAUGGAGGCUCAGUUGUUGCAAGCUACCCUUUUGAUGACACUCCUGUUCACCAAGAUUGCUGUUUGGAAAGCAAGACUCCUGAUGAGAAGCUGUUCCACCACCUAGCAUCAGUGUACGCCUCAAACCACCUCACCAUGUUCAGAGGAAACCUUUGCCCAGGCGACAACUUCCAAGGAGGAGUCACUAAUGGUGCUUUCUGGUAUGAUGUUGAAGGAGGGAUGCAGGAUUUCAACUACAUAUUUGGAUCUUGCUCUGAGGUGACUUUUGAGUUGUCGUGCUGCAAGUAUCCUGCGGCCUCUGAACUCCCUCAAGAAUGGGCCAACAACAAGGAAUCUCUGCUUGCUUUUAUGGAGCAGGUGCAUAUGGGAGUGAAAGGCACUGUGGAAGACGCUGACACUGGCGAGCGACUCAAGGGCAUCUAUGUGAGUGUUGAGGAGAUCCACUAUAAUGUCACCACCUCAGAGCAAGGGGAGUACUGGAGGCUGCUCCUGCCAGGGGAGUACACACUCCUUGCUACAGGCUAUGGGUACGAAGCAGCAAGACAGAAGGUUGUGGUUGUGAACGGCACUGUGUCUCGGGUGGACUUGAAGAUGAAGCGGGAGGCCGCAGCCACAGAGUCACUGCUGACACAGACGCUGCCAAAGACCUCACACACCACCACACCACCACCACCACCGGCAACAGUAGAGUCUGAGUCAGAAACAAGCACCACCACUGAAGAUGAAACCACCACCACCACCACCACUACUACUACCACCACCACCACUACCACAUCCCGGCCUCGCCGUCCAGAAGAUGAAGGCUUCCUCACACCACCAGUAUUUAAGUAUCAUCACUACCCUGACCUGGAAGCCUUCAUGAAGAAACUGUCCCAGAGCUAUCCUAACCUCACUCGCCUUUACUCCAUUGGGACAAGUGUGCAAGGCCGAGAGCUGUUUGUCUUGGAGAUCUCAGACAACCCUGGCAUCCACGAACCGGGUGAGCCAGAGUUCAAAUACAUAGGAAACAUGCACGGGAAUGAAGCCAUUGGGCGUGAGGUGCUGGUGCUCCUGAUGCAGUACUUGCUGGAUGGCUAUGGCAGGGAUCCACGCAUCACCAACCUUGUCAACACCACCAGGAUUCACAUUCUGCCCACCAUGAACCCAGAUGGCUUUGAAGCUUCUGAAGAAGGUGAUUGUAAUGGAGUUCUCGGUAGGAGUAAUGCCAAUAAUGCUGACCUGAACCGAGAUUUUCCUACUCACUACGUAAUGGAAAAGGAGGAUUUCAAGAGACAGCCUGAGACUUUGGCUGUGAUGGAGUGGGUGAAGCAGUACCCGUUUGUGCUGUCUGCCAACCUUCACGGCGGCUCCCUGGUGGCCAACUACCCCUGGGACAGCAACCCUCAGCAGAAAAGUGGGGAGUACAGUAGGAGUCCUGAUGACGAGGUGUUCCAGAAGCUAGCUAAAUCAUAUUCCUUUGCUCAUCCUUUCAUGGUAAAGGGAACACCAUGUGGUUCCAGGAUCAUUAUGUUCAAGGAUGGCAUCACCAAUGGUGCCAUGUGGUACAGUGUGUCUGGAGGCAUGCAGGACUGGAACUACUUGAACUCAAACUGUUUUGAGAUCACCGUGGAAGUGGCUUGCUGCAAGUACCCUCUCGUGGAGGACCUGCCAAGGUACUGGAUGGAAAACAAGAAGUCUCUGCUGGCAUACAUGGAGCAGGUGCACACUGGAGUGAGUGGCUUUGUCUUGGAUGUGAAUGGUGCACCGAUCAGCAAUGCCACCAUCUCUGUUAAUGGCAUCCCUCAUGACGUCACCUCUGCUGCUGACGGUGACUACUGGAGGCUGCUUGUACCAGGGAAGCACUUCAUCACAGUCUAUGCUGACGGGUAUGAGGCAGAGGACAGAAUGGUGGAGGUGCCGCACCUUUGGGCCGUCAAGGAAAACUUCACGCUGAAGGCGGACAACUCGGCUGUGUGGUCAGAGCAGGAAGACUUUGGUCUGAAUGAAAAUCUUGGUCAGAAAUAUCUCAGCAAUUCAGAAAUAAAUAUUGCCAUGGGAGACAUUGAAAACCAGCACCCAGAUAUUGCUGAAUUUCUGGCCAAUGAUAAUGAAUGGAGCAUGAAGGUACAUGCUCUCCAGAUGGGCACUGAGAUUGAGAGCGGUGUGGACAAUCGUGUGCGUGUGAUGGUGGUGGGCGGCCUGUAUGGGUCACAACCAGUGGGCCGAGAGAUGGUGGUGCGGCUGGCCCGGCACCUGGCUGCUGGAUGGGCCAAGAAGGACAGGGAGAUGCAGAAGUUGCUCCAGAACACCAGGAUAUUCCUUGUGCCAGCUGUUGAUGUUGAGGGCUUCAACAGUGCUGAACCAGGAAUGUGUGGCUAUAGUGAGAAAGAUGAGCUUCAAAAGGAAGUAGGGGGCUCAUUUUCACCGGAAGUGAGCAAUGGUUAUGCUGCUGCUGUUGUUAAAAUGAUGAGUCAAAUACAACCCCAUGCAGUGUUGUCCCUUGAGUCUGGAGGGAUCUUCAUGAGGUUCCCUCGUGACAAUCCCACAGCAAACCCGCCCACCACGCCACAUGAGAACAUCUUCCAGUUCUUGACGGAAUCCUAUGCCCAGACACACCCCACAAUGCUGCAGAGCACAAACCCGUGCCACAUCCUAGAUCCCCAGGCUCCAUCUGGAGUCCUUCAUGGCCAAGCACUUGGGGUGUACAAGAACUCCCUCUUGGACUAUACCUAUGAAAACAUUCCAGGUGUUCUCACGAUUGCUGCACAUGUGAGCUGUUGUAAUUAUCCUCCUGGGAGGACUCUGAAGACCAUCUGGCAACAAAAUAAAGAUUCCCUGCUGUCUUUCAUUCAUGCUGCUCACCAAGGUGUUGCUGGCCAGAUAGUGGAUGAGCAAGGUGUUCCACUCUCCUCGGCCAAAGUGUUGUUGGAUGGUAAGGCGUUGGUGAUGGAUAGCCAAGCCAUCUUCAGGAAGCUCCUCCCCACUGGCUCUCACUCCCUGCAGAUAUCAUCCCCUGAUCUGGAGAACAAAACGGUGACAUUUGUUGUGGAGGCACACAAGGAAACACCACAGAGUCUGACCCUGGACUCACUGAAGGACCCAGAUGUUGUGUAUCGCUCUUACUAUGCCACAGAAGACUACCUACUCAAGCUGCAGGCAAACUUCUCACAGAUGUCAAACACUUACAGUAUUGGGCGCAGUGUGCAGAACAAACAGAUCAUGGCUCUGGAAAUUGAUGUUGUUCAGGAGAAAAAAAUGGCCAGACCGUCAGUUGCUAUCAUUGGAGGCCUAGGGAAGAGUGACAGAGCUGCCAAGGAAAUUGUUGUCAAAUUCUCCAAGUACUUGCUGUCUCACUACGGUCAGGACGCCACGGUGGACAAGAUCCUCCAGAAUGUGCGUGUUCAUCUUGUGCCCACGCUUAAUCCAGACAGCAUUGCAGAGCUUCCUUCAGCCAAAAAGAAAGAUGAUAAGUGUGACUCACUAAUAAAUACUAAAAAUGCCCACAAUGUAGAACUGGACUCCUGCUUUACAGAAAAUGAGUCUGCAGGAAGUGAGCCACAAGUGCCUGAGAUGAGUGGUGUCCGUGCCUGGGUGAAGGAGCACAGGUUCACCCUGGCGUUAGUCCUGAGGGGAGGCAGCCAGGGAGUGGCUCUGCCUUAUUCUUCAUCACUGCGUCCAUCAAUCCCUCCUGUUGAUCUGGAGAUUUUGCAGCAACUAGGAGCCACUUAUGCCGAAGCUGUCAAGUUCCCUAAGGAAGUGUCUGAGUGUGGAAACCUCACCCUCAUCAAUGGCACAGUUCGUGAUUCCUUGAUCAAGCCACACAAUGGAAGCUUGAUUGAUUAUUUCUACAGUUACUCUGAUACUUUGGCUUUCAAUGUGUAUUAUGGAUGUUGUGGGUCCCCUGAUGCAGCAGCUCUUAGUCGCCUGUGGAGGAAACACAAGCCAGGACUCCUUGAUUUCCUCAGCAUGUUUUCAGUGGGCAUCAAGGGUCAUGUAACAGAUUUGGAAGGUUCCCCUCUGAGUGGAGCCAAGAUCUACAUCAAAGGGUCUGAACACGUGGUGACCUCCGGGGAGCACGGGGCGUGGUGGCGGCCGCUGGCUGUCGGCCCCCACGUUGUCACCGUGGAGAGAGAGAAAUACUACGCCGAGACUAAACUUGUGCAGGUUUUGGGUUCGCAGACAGUCAUGUUUGGACUGAGGAAAGAUGACCGAGUGUUGUCAAUGCCAAGGACGGUGUUUGUGCUUUUUGCAGGUUCUGUAACGCUGUUAUUGAUGGUCUGCUGCCUCUUCACUGCGUCAUUUCGCUCUCGGGCAAACCGAAAAAAAAAAUAUGGAUUUCAGCAAUUAGGUCACUCUGUGGACAUCUUCAAUGACUCUCCCUCUGCAUCAGACGAAGAGUCAGAAGUUAAGUUUCUGAGAGAGAGCACAAGGCCUAAGAUGAAGAAGAAGCGUGUCAACAGGCGUUCCUACCAUGACUUGGUGUCGAGCUCCUCUGAUGAAGAUGAGCUGUUCAUUGAUGCUCUGGCACACAACAAGAAGGCACUACGGUGAUUCUUUACAUUUUCAAACCACAUUGUAACAAUAAUUUUUUUUAUUAGAGUUUUCACCUGGCAUGGUCAAACCUAAUGAACUGUAUUGCUAUUAACCAGGAAAUCAUAUAUAUAUUUUUGCAGCUGAUUAAAUAAAUGCCGUCACAUUUGAUAUUUGGGUCCGUGAUUGAUCUUUUAUCAGUUUUGCUCCAGUAUUCAAUAAGCUUUUCUGCAAUUCAUUUCCUCAAUUACAGUUUGUUGCAUUUGCCAAAAGCAAUUAGACAGCAACAUCUAUUCCAGCCGAUUGCUUGAUGGUCUCUUGUAGUGAAUGACUGUCUAACUUCUCAAUGGAAAGCUGUUGGUGUCUGCCUCUUUUGGUGUGAAGUACAAAAAGCACCUAGAUGAAUGGAAAUGUUCUUCAGACUGGUGUAAAUGAGGAAAGCGGGAGACUCGUGUUGUGAGAUGCAGACUGAUGUAAAUAAGGGAAACAGGAAGGUCAUGUUGUGAGACUGAAGUAUUAGUGAUGAUGGAUGAUUUAGCAACUAGAGUAACUGCUUGCCUUCAUCCUUAAAUAAUUGUAAGUGAAAUGGGAAAGGAUGACUCACUCUCACUCUUACUCUCAUCCUAUUUUUUUUUCUCUCUUCUAUUCCCUCUGCCUCACAUUUCUUACACUAUCUAGCAGGCUUACAUUCCAUACAAAAAUUUCCUUGACUGCCUAUCUACAAUACUUGCUCAGCACAGUGUUGCAUAUUAUUAUUAUUUUUCCUUGAUACAGUCUGGCAUCAUGUCAAGAAGAAAGGUGUAUGGGAAGGAGCCCUCUUAAUGUCCUAUCUUGCUCACAAUGGUAGCUGAUCUCUAUGAUGGUCUCUGCUGAAGCAAGUAAUCACCUCCUUUUUCAUCCUCCUGUAACUAACUCAUGUACACACACACACACACACUCUUCCAAAGGUGAUAUGUAAUGUAAUCUUGGUAACCUGUGACACUUGUCGUUACCUGUGGCAGGGAAAUGGUUAUGAACAUGCUUCCGUAGUUAAUCUUUAAUGCACAAAAAUGUUGUUAGAGCAUAAUAUAUAAACAAGUUGAAAGUUGAGAAUUUAUAUGAAAUGUUAAUCUACUUUGAUUGUUUUAAGAGAAUGGCUUCAAUAAAUAUAAUUGUGAUAUUUUUAUACUGUGCCUUAAUUAAAAUUUAUAAAUACCUGUAUAUGUUCCAAAUAAAUGAUGCAAACUAUCAA
This is a messenger RNA of Portunus trituberculatus (swimming crab), 6429 nucleotides long. RefSeq names its product carboxypeptidase D-like. The record is from RefSeq and is a predicted model, not a curated record. Bases 36 to 5219 code for a protein of 1727 amino acids. Gene Ontology annotation, molecular function: zinc ion binding; metallocarboxypeptidase activity. NCBI's taxonomy places the organism in Eukaryota, Metazoa, Arthropoda, Malacostraca, Decapoda, Portunidae. Gene Ontology annotation, biological process: proteolysis. The transcript is spliced from 28 exons.